GCUAUAAAAUGAAGGAACCUACUGUAACCGGGACGCACGCUGUAGUUGGAGUUUCUUUUGUGAACUCCCAUACAGAAACUAAAGUCACUCCAAUGCUUUAAUCAGCGGUCUCACAGAGAGACAUCGCUGUCGGUUUACUCUCACUUGCAAGCCGAAAACUCUUCAUCAAGUCGCCGGGCAGAGACAGCAGAGCCAUGGCAGGGGACGGGUCAGACCAGCGGGCGCUGCAGUAUGAACAAACGCUGAUGUAUGGGCGCUACACCCAGGAGCUCGGGGUGUACGCCAAAGAGGAGGCCGCUCGGCUGAGGGAGAGUGGGCAGAGGCGAUCGGUCAGCGACCGAAGCCGGACUCUGGACCUCCUGGAGUACGACAAGGGACGCUGUGCCAAGUGUCGCAUCUGCACGGUUCGCUGUCAGAAGUUCCUGAUCUCACGGGUCGGGGAGGACUGGAUCUUCCUCAUCCUGCUGGGACUCCUCAUGGCCCUGGUCAGCUGGGUGGUGGACUUCUGCAUCGCCAUCUGUCUACAAGCACAGAAGUGGAUGUACGGUGGUCUGGACAGUAACGUGUUUCUGCAGUACCUGGCCUGGGUCACUUACCCUGUAGUCCUCAUCACCUUCUCUGCAGGCUUCACCCAGAUUCUCGCCCCCCAGGCUGUUGGCUCAGGUAUUCCAGAGAUGAAGACCAUCCUGAGAGGAGUUGUGCUAAAGGAAUACCUCACCUUCAAAACUUUUGUGGCCAAAGUCAUCGGCCUCACCUGCGCCCUGGGCAGCGGCAUGCCCCUGGGCAAGGAGGGUCCGUUUGUGCACAUCGCCAGUUUGUGUGCUGCUCUCCUCAGCAAGUUCAUGUCUCUGUUUGGAGGAAUCUAUGAGAAUGAGUCGAGAAACAUUGAGAUGCUGGCAGCAGCCUGCGCUGUGGGAGUGGGCUGCUGUUUUGCUGCCCCCAUAGGAGGUGUAUUAUUCAGUAUUGAAGUAACAUCUACGUUCUUUGCGGUGAGGAACUAUUGGAGAGGUUUCUUUGCUGCUACCUUCAGUGCCUUCAUCUUCAGAGUACUGGCUGUUUGGAACAGAGACGAAGAGACCAUCACAGCCCUUUUUAAAACCCGCUUCCGGCUCGACUUUCCCUUUGACCUCCAGGAGCUUCCUGCCUUCGCCGUCAUUGGUAUUGCCAGUGGUUUCGGUGGGGCUUUGUUUGUCUACCUGAACCGACUGAUUGUGCAGUUCAUCAGGAAACAGAAGGCCAUCAACAGAUUCCUCAUGAAAAAACGGCUUCUGUAUCCAGCACUGGUCACUUUGCUUGUUUCCACUCUAACAUUUCCCCCUGGCUUUGGACAGUUUAUGGCUGGCAAGCUGACCCAGAAGGAAUCUCUGGUGACAUUACUGGACAACAGGACGUGGGCCAAACAGGGCAUCGCUGAGGAGUUUGACUACAUCGGACACUCUCAGGCCUGGAAACACCCGCAGGUCAACGUCUUCGUCACCCUGGUCCUCUUCAUCGUCAUGAAGUUCUGGAUGUCUGCCCUGGCCACCACCAUCCCAGUGCCCUGUGGAGCCUUCAUGCCGGUAUUUGUUAUUGGGGCAGCUUUUGGUCGUCUGGUUGGAGAAAGCAUGGCAGCCUGGUUCCCAGAUGGCAUUCACACAGAUGGCACCAUCUACCCCAUAGUGCCAGGAGGCUACGCCGUCGUGGGUGCGGCGGCCUUGUCCGGAGCGGUCACCCACACUGUUUCCACCGCAGUCAUCGUGUUCGAGCUGACUGGCCAGAUCUCCCACAUCCUGCCGGUGAUGAUAGCAGUGAUCCUGGCCAAUGCCGUCGCCCAGUCCCUGCAGCCCUCCCUGUAUGACUCCAUCAUCAGGAUCAAGAAGCUGCCUUACCUCCCGGAGCUGGGCUGGGGGCACCACGAGAAGUAUAAUAUUCGGGUUGAGGACAUCAUGGUGCGGGACGUGCGGUACAUCACACUCAACUGCUGCUACAGAGACCUGCAUAAUGUCCUGCUGACGGGCCACCUCAAGACUCUGGCUCUGGUGGAAUCAGCUGAGUCCAUGAUCCUGUUGGGCUCCAUUGAGCGUGCCCAGCUCCAGGCGCUGCUCUCCAUGCAGCUUGGCCGCCCCAGAAGGCUAGAGUACAUCAAGGAGCGAGCCAUGGAGGAGAAGAAACGCCUGUCGGUUGUGUCAAACGUUGGCAGCGAGGACGGGAGUCACCGGGCCAGUCAGGAGGUCCGCUUCCAGAUCUCUACCGAGGAGUCAUCCUUCAGCCCUACUCGUCCAAUCCCUCAGAAGCCCCUCAAACCAGCACUGAAGAGACCCUCUGUGGUGGAGCGACCCACUGAGAUUCCCACCAGUCCACAGGAUAAUUCGGGCAUCGCUUUAAAGAACCUGUUCUGUGCCAGCCCAGACACAGAAGGCCUGGAGAAAAACAACAACAUGGAGAGCCCCUCGUCUCCUGAACACAGGAGGCCAUCCAAACGAGUCCGGAUAUCCGUAGUGGAUGACGUAGAUGUGGAGGAUGACAUGACUAUUAGAGAGAUUGCAGAGUGGGAGGAGAGGCAGCUUGAUGAGCAGGUCAAUUUUAACAACUGCAAAAUCGACCCCGCCCCGUUCCAGCUGGUGGAGCGCACAUCGCUGCAUAAGACCCACACCAUCUUCUCUCUGCUCGGCCUUGACCACGCCUACGUCACCAGCAUCGGACGCCUCAUUGGGGUGGUUUCCCUGAAAGAGCUUCGCAAGGCCAUUGAGGGCUCUGUGACAGUGAAGGGUGUGAAGGUGCGCCCUCCUUUGGCUAGUUUCCGGGACAGCGGCACCAGCAGCAGCGAGAACGAAGCCACUGAGCUCCACAAGCUGUGGGAUCGCCACAAGAGCAUGUCGCUGCCCCGGGAACACACCCCCUCCGAGUCCGACGAGAAAUCCCAGUGAGGGAAAGUAGAGGAGGAGGAGGAGCAAGAAGAGCAGGUGGAGGAGGAGGAGGCAUUGAGAUUUUGAAUCUCCCAAAGCCACAAACAUGCAAAAAUCCUCAGGGCUUCGGAUCAAUAUUUAAUUCUGGAAAGAGUCCCACCGCUAGCCUCUUCGCAACUCUUCAUUUCUCUCCUCAUCUACCCCUCUUUCUCUCCACCAUCCACUUUGCUUCAUGGACCCACCACUGCUCUCUCCGGGAGUCUUGCACUGACCAAGCCAGACACUCCAUGCGGGAGAGGAACACCUCAACCUGUGCCCUGCUCUCCAUUUACCCUCGGGAACCCACAGCAGAGUGAAUGUGGAUUUGGGGGAAUGGGAAUGGGUUGAAAGCGUUAAAAAGGGAUUUUUUUUAGUAGACUUUGUUGUUGGUAUUGGAUCUUAAGAGUUGAGAUCAAAGUUUGGAUCUGCAAAAGAUACCUUUUGAAUGAGUCUUCCACUUGAGAAAUUAAGCAUCAACGACAAGGAAGACUAAUGCGUGCUUGUACUGUACGUGUGAGUGUAUGUGAAAAAA
Molecule: messenger RNA, 3456 nt
Organism: Plectropomus leopardus (leopard coralgrouper)
Lineage: Eukaryota; Metazoa; Chordata; Actinopteri; Perciformes; Serranidae
Product: chloride channel protein 2
Biological process (GO): chloride transport; transmembrane transport
Cellular component (GO): plasma membrane
Molecular function (GO): voltage-gated chloride channel activity
Source: RefSeq, a predicted model, not a curated record